Molecule: messenger RNA, 984 nt
Organism: Diabrotica balteata
Lineage: Eukaryota; Metazoa; Arthropoda; Insecta; Coleoptera; Chrysomelidae
Source: the annotation of a GenBank genome assembly
AUGGAGGAAAUUACUAAAACCAGAUUCAGAUUUACCGACGAAUUUGAUCUGCAUUUGGCCAGAGAAAUUUUUGGUCAGAAUCCAUAUGAAGACCAAAGAAGAUGGUGUCUUAUUCAAGUGAAUAUGCUUCAGAUUACUGGCAAAUCAAUAUCUGUUCGCACCCUAAAAGACAGAAUCCAGAAUCUGAUCAAGAAACAUGUAUCAAAAACUAAGUUAACCGAGGGACAAUCAGGCAUUGAAGAAUCUGUUACAGAACUAGAUGAUCUAAUCCAACAAAUCAUUGAACUAAUUAAAGAGUUCAAAAACCAGAAGAAACCUAACGAAACUGUACAUGAUGGCUCCAAAGUUACAGAGGCAGUUAAAUCUAGUUUCCAGCUUGGUUUUGAAGCCAGGGAAAUAUCAGUUUCACACAUGCAAAAAGGCAAUACCGACACCAGUAUUGAAGAUGUAGGUGAAAACAUAGAAAUUGACAGUGCAAGUGUGGCAGACGAUGUUGAAUAUCAGCCACAACUGAAUAGUACUGCUGAUGUGGGAAAUGAUGCCAAAAAGGGCAAACUCCCUAGAAAGAGAUCAUUAGCUCAGGCAAAUAUUUUAUCACCUUCAGUCCGUAAACGUACGUCUACAAACAUAAGGGAGUCUACUGUACAGUAUUUAUCAAAAAAAAAUGAUAGGCAGGUAGAACUAAGAAGUAGGGAACUGGCUCUUGCAGAAAGAAGACAAACAUUGGAAGAAAGAAAAUUCCAACUAGAAACUGAAGAAAGAAGGAAGAAAAUGGAGUUGGAAGAACGUAGACUAGUAAUAGAUGAAAAACGGCUAAAUGUCCAAUUAGAAGUUUUUAAAAAUCAGCAGGAACUAAUGAAAAUUAUUUUAGAUAGAUUUUCUUAAGCUAAAUAAAUUAUUGCUAUUGUAUAUUUUUAUUUAAUUAGGAACAGGUAGGGUAGGUUCUCACAAAUUAUUAUAAACUUCAUAAAAUGAAUAUAUUUU